Phyllostomus hastatus (greater spear-nosed bat) is the source of this 3132-nucleotide messenger RNA. It is a transcript of the gene SKP2, whose product is annotated as S-phase kinase associated protein 2. The coding region runs from base 171 to 1487 and encodes 438 amino acids. Gene Ontology annotation, molecular function: protein binding. The transcript is spliced from 10 exons. Lineage: Eukaryota; Metazoa; Chordata; Mammalia; Chiroptera; Phyllostomidae. The record is from RefSeq and is a predicted model, not a curated record.
CGGGGCCGCAGGCGGGCAGCCGCGGAGAUCAAGUAGAAGAGCCCCGCGCGCGCGGUGGGGAUGGAACGUUGCUGGAGUUGGCGGGGCUGGUUCCUGGGGGCCUGAGCCUCACGCCCUUGGACCGCCGCGCGCCAAAGCGGGAAUCUGGCUGGCGGGCAAGUCUGCAAUUAAUGCACGCAUUUAAAAUCCCAGAAUCACUGGACGCCAUGCACCGGAAACACCUCCAGGAGAUACCCGACCAGUCUAGCAACGUUACGACUAGCUUCACAUGGGGAUGGGAUUCUAGCAAGACUUCUGAACUGCUCUCAGGAAUGGGGGUCUCUGCCCUAGAGAAGGAGGAGGUGGACAGUGAAAACAUUCCCCAGGAACUGCUCUCAAACCUGGGCCUUCCUCAGAACAGCCCCCCACGAAAACGGCUGAAGAGCAAAGGGAAUGACAAGGACUUUGUGAUCAUCCGCAGACCCAAGUUAAAUCGAGAGAGCUUUCCAGGUGUUUCCUGGGACUCCCUGCCAGACGAGCUUCUGCUAGGCAUCUUCUCCUGCCUCUGCCUCCCCGACCUCCUCAAAGUCUCCAGCGUUUCUAAGAGGUGGUAUCACCUGGCGUUUGACGAGUCUCUCUGGCAGACCUUGGACCUCACAGGGAAAAACCUGCACCCAGAUGUGAUCGGGCGGCUGCUGUCUCGAGGGGUGGUUGCCUUCUGCUGCCCGAGGUCAUUUGUGGACCAACAACCAGUUGUUGAACAUUUCAGCCCUUUCCGUGUGCAGCACCUGGACCUGUCGAACUCGGUCAUCGGUGUGUCCACCCUGCACAGCAUCCUGUCCCCGUGCUCCAAGUUGCAGAACCUAAGCCUGGAAGGCCUACAGCUUUCGGAUCCCAUUGUCGAUAACCUUGCACAGAACUCAAAUUUAGUCCGACUGAACCUUUCUGGGUGUUCUGGAUUCUCCGAAUCUGCCCUGAAGACUUUGCUGAGUAGCUGUUCCAGGUUGGACCAGCUGAACCUCUCCUGGUGCUUCGACUUCACUGAAAAGCACGUGCAAGCGGCCGUCGCGCACGUGUCGGAGACCGUCACCCAGCUGAAUCUCAGCGGCUACCGGAAGAACCUCCAGAGAGCAGAUCUCUCUACCUUAAUUAGAAGAUGCCCCAGUCUUGUCCACCUAGACUUAAGUGACAGCGUCAUGCUGAACCACGACUGCUUUCCCGAGUUUCACCAGCUCAACUACCUCCAGCACCUGUCGCUCAGUCGCUGCUAUGACAUCAUCCCUGAAACUUUACUUGAACUUGGAGAAAUCCCCACACUAAAAACACUACAAGUAUUUGGCAUCGUGCCCGACAAUACCCUUCAGCUGUUAAAAGAAGCCCUUCCUCAUCUCCAGAUUAAUUGCUCCCAUUUUACCACCAUUGCCAGGCCUACUGUGGGCACCAAAAGCCACCCGGAGAUAUGGGGCAUCAGGUGCCGACUCACGCUGCAAAAGCCCAGCUGUCUAUGAAGUACGCGCUGCAAGGCGAUGUCUCCUUUGCCUUUGGAUCAGGGAAAGUAGGUAGAAGCCUGAUGGCUGGAGCACUCAGCUGUUUUUAUUCUUGGUUUUCCCUUUGCCUUCCUUCUUCUACAAGUAUAUUAGAGAAGCAUUUGAGAGAGGAAACGAAGCGUUUUUUGUUUUUGUUUUUUAGCGACUAAAAGCUUCUGUCACUGCCAUGCUCCUAAGGGUCUAGUCAUGGGCCUUAGGGAAUUUCAGAAUGAGCCUGUAAUUUUGGGAUCCUUGAAGAGCCAAAUCUGAGGGAUCUCUUCCAAGUGCCCUUCUUAUCAAGUCUGUUGAGAAACAAGCUUAAAAAUCACCAGUAAGCAAAUCAUUUUCUUGAUCUCUAUGGUACCUUAACUUUCCUCUAUUUAAUUCUUCAGUGUUGCUUUAUAAGACAUAGGCUGGAAAAAGGAUAAGCUAUUCAUAUUGGGAGCUGAAAGGAGAGAAUCAUAGGAGAGUCCAUUUGAGGCAAUCAUUCUGGGGAUAGAAAAAUACACAUUUCAACUUUGCCUUUGGAUUUUUGCAGUUAGGUUCCAGAAAACAAAUAGUCCUGGGUAAUUCACCUUAAAACCUAAACUAAAAAAACCACCCACUGGAGAUACAGAAUGUGAAGGGCCAGGAGGCAGUUUUCUAUGGCAGGGUAAGCUGAUGGGUGCUGUGAUGCACAUUCAUGAAGUGUCCUCUGACGUGCCGUUCUCCCAGGAUACUGAAGUAACUGAGGAGCUGUGACUGUGCUCUUCUAACUGGAUAACCAAAUGAUGUUAGCGUGGGUUCCUUAGCUUUUAAGAUGCCCGGAUUUGUUUUAUACGGUGGUAGUCAGCAGUCUGUUUGCAGUGUCGGAGGGAAUGCCGGACCGAAGCUGCCUGCCAUUUGCCUUUAUUGCUGAGGUUCUUGAAGCUAUUUUUCUAUUACUCUGGAAUCGAGUCUUUUAAAUUGUCUUUUUCCUUUUUUAUUUUUUUAGUGUUUCCCACAAUCGCUGUUUUACACUACCCACUUUGUCAGGUUCCUGGACCUAACAUUCCCUGAGAAGACUCGCACGCCCCUCUGUCAGGGACACGCCCACUAGACGCAGGUGCGUGUCCCGUGUCUCAGAGCAGUAAGCACAGCUGCACCUGCGGGAAAGCGAAGACUCAGGUGUUGAACCUUUUGAUAGCAUCAGUGAUUUUUUUUUAAUGACCCAUAGAAGCAAGUGGAUUACAUUCUACGUACAAAAAAACACAAAACAUUUCUUUUAAAUUGAUUAUCUCCCCACAUGUUCAAAAUGGAACAAGAGAGCCAAAGCCCAUCAUUUCUAUGAACAUUGGAUUUGUAAAUCAGCUUUUUCAAACAUUAGAAACAGUGGCAUCUCCCUAAACCUAAGGAGGAACAUUUUAAAAGUAUUACCCCUGAAAUGAUUGUGUUUCGAUUUUUGUCGUAGUUCAGAGGUGCUAACUACUACUUGAGAUCAUUGUUUACAGAUCAGUGACCAGGGCUGGGGACAGGGUCCGGUGGGACUCUGGCUCCGCAUGUCCUCGAACACGUCCAUCCACACUCGAGACCAGCCGAAAGCUAUUUUGCUAACAUUUCAGAGUAAUCUGUAUUUUUGUAUGUGAUUUCUACUUUUAUAAACCUGUUU